GCAAAAUGGCAAACCUAAAGAUUAGCUGGGUUGAGAUGCAAGUCUACAGCAACCUUAGCAAGGUCUAUAACAAGCCUAUGGGGAGAAAUCAUGUUUGCAUUACUUGGUAGGCUGAAAUCAUUACAGACCUCAAUUCAAAUGUUUUUUUCUCUUCCUCCCCACCCCCACCCCAAAGGCCCUGAAAUUAUCUAAAUCAAUGACUCAAAUCAAUGCAGUUGUAUUAGUUUGUGAGGAAGAUGCCUAACCUCUACUUGGGAAUUCUUCAACAGACUACAUUAUCCAAAAGUAAGGGGCAGGAAAAGUAGUAGUCCAAGUUUGUUUUUUAAUGUAACCUGAUGAAAACUUCUGGGGAAUUAUAAAAUUGGUGGGAUAGCUGGGUGGGUCUUCUAAAGUUGUCACUGCCUGUGGGCUUUUAUAAGUUAAUUUAAAACAAAUUAAAACAGCCACAGAAUAAAAUCAAAGUAAAAUUAGCAAUACAUGUAUAAGGUUCUAAAAAGAAUCAGCACAUACUUAAAAUGGAAAAGUUAAAAAACCUGAGAAAACAGAGAAGCGUUUGAUAUAAAAACACCAGUUGAGUCUCUUUUUGAGGAAGGCAGUUAUAUCUGGAGCUUAGGCAUUAAAAGCACCCACUGUUCUCUAGAUAAAUACACAGAGGUAAAUUAAAUAUGAGAGGAAAUGAUCCUUCAAAUAAACUGGUCUCAAACUUUUUAAGAAAUCUGAAUUCUAAUAUGCUGAACUGGGGGCAGGAACUGACAGAAAGGCAAAGAGAAGACUUAGUCAUGGAAUAUUUUUUAGUUGUUCUUUGCAGGAAAUACAUUCCCAAAGGUAACAGUCAGCAAAUUCCAAGAAAUGCAGGCAAAGCUUGACAACUAUCUCCCCCUCUGUUCCAGUUUCUCCCAAAAAAAUUAUGCUUUCUGGCUUCUAGCCCUGUCUAUCAAGAAAGAAGAUUGUGUUGCAAUCCUCGCAAAUCCAUGCCAGUAAUAAUGUUCCAACAGCCUUUCCUGAAUCGCUCAGAACCAACAACCCUCUCCUUUGUCUUCAAAUUUCAAUUGAUCACAGCUUUUUUAAUUCUCAGCCAACAAACAACCCUAUCUGCAGAAAGUUAUGCAAGGUAACAACAGCUUCAGAGAAAGGAAUUAAUAUGUUCUGAAGCCAACUGCAAGCUGAAGGACUUGAAUCUUCGUGGUUGUUUUCUCAAAUCCAAAGGAAGUCUGUCCAAUGGCUUAACUCCCCAAAGGAAUAUUCAUUACAACAAGGACAUGUCUAGCCAAUGUGAAGAUCAUAUAGCAGUAACAGAAGAGAAGCGCAUUGGAUGUAAAGCUGCCUUCUGCAAUUGACUGAUGGUGAUUUUGUCAGUGCCAGUGGUGUUCAAAUGCUGCUCCAGAUGUUUUGGAAUUAUUAUUUAUUCAAUUUGUAUGUCUGCCCAUCUCAUCGAAGCAACUCUGAGCAACUUACAACAGCUCUGUCAAGUUACUUAAGGCUGGUUCUGAAUGGAAAGAACUAAAUCACAGUAAGGUUGCAAUACCUUCUUCACAAAAUAGGAAGCUUAUACCAACAUUUACUAAGUCAAAAAAAUCAUUGAUUAAAAGACAAGAAAAAUGUUUUGAGGAAACUACAGUAAUUUGGACCGAAAAGGGUCAACAUAUGGAUAAAAAUGUAUCUACAACAGCAGAAAAUACUCUCCAGAACCCAGUUACAUCUGCAGAAUCAUCAGUGACAAAAAUGGAGAGUGCUAGAGAUCAAAUAAUUCCUCAUUGUGAAAGAAUAAAUGAAAGACUAGAUGUAAAAAUACAAGAUAAAUAUGGGAUUAGAAAAACAAACGAUAAUGAUGCCGCAUCAGGAUUAUCUGAUUCUCAGCAAAAAGCAGAAAUUGAACCAAAUUCACAAGCAAGCAACUACAAAGAAGAAAUGUCACAAAAACAAGUUUCUUCUUCUCCAUGUGUAUCAAGUAAUAAUGAUGUGAAUAAUUUUGAAAAGAAAGCUCUCCCUAUAGAGCCACUUAAAUACCAACUGGUGAAGCAGAUGAAUGUAAGCAUGUUGCUAGAAGAUAGGAGUAUUGACCAUAUUAAAAGUGGCCAAAAUGAAGAAGAGCAUCUGGAUAAUUCAGGCAUAAAUGUGCAACAAGAUAAAUCGAUGCAGAUUAUCUUGAAAGCAAAUGAAACAGAUGACCCUAACUGGAUUAAUAAUGGAAACGGGAAAGAUUCACAUUAUUCUGAGUGCAUGGAUAGCCAAACCCAAAAGGUGACCAACAUGAUUCAACUUCCAGUUAAUACAGAUACAUUCAUUCCUACAUCAGAAAAAUUGAAUAGUUCUCCAUGUACAACUAGUGCAAAUAAACAGAGAAAUGCCAAUGCCAAAGAAACAGAGAGACUUCCUGAUAAAAGUGGAAAUACUGAAGAACAAAAUGACAAUUGUACAUGUAGCAAUAAUGAAAUUUCUGCACCUGGAGCCUAUAAAUCUGUACUGAUUAAAAAAGCUUCUGAUCAGCAGAAUCUCGAAUCAAAUGGCAAACCUGUAGAGAAAGGCAUUAGAAGCAUAGACUCUUGUAGAAAAGAGUCAAUUCUUGCAGAACAAAAUAGCAUCAAAAACCAAGGUAUUCCUGAGAAAGAGUUUCCACAUGUUCAGCCUGUUGAUCCCUAUUUAGAAAAGGGAGUGAAUCAUUCUGAGCCAAUUUGUGACCAGAUCAUUUUAAAAGGAAGUCUGAUUUCCCCACAAUUUAAUGAAGAUGUUCUACCCGAAAGCAGAAAAAUUUCUGUGGAGGAUAUUGCUUGCAUAAAGGAGAGCAUUUGUAACUUGACUGAACCAAAUGUUCCUACUCUGCUGAUCCAAAAAGAGAAUACAAUUUGUUCUGAACAUUUGGUGUUGAAUAUGCAGCAAUCAGAACUCAGAGAAAAUAAUUUGAUUAUAGACAAUAUUAUGAAUGCAUUGCCAAGCAGAAAUGUUGUUGAGAAAACAGUAAUGAAGGUUUCCAAGGGAGAACCAAAACCAAGGAAAAGUGUCUUCUUUUCCAGCGAUAUCUAUAUGGCAGAUGAAGAAUCAGCUCAGUGUGAAGGAAACAAGAGCAAACCUGACCAAGUGGAAAGCAGCCUUCAUUCUGUAGAGAUUCUUCCACCACAAGUGUUGGGUGACCCCAAUAAGGAAAUUGAUGCACAGUCAAAAAUGCAAGGAUCUUUUGCUGCAUAUGGGCCAGAUUCCAGCAUCAGUGCACCAAAUGAUCUUGACAUGGGAGCUCAAGUAUAUUCUCCUUGCCCAACUUCCUUUUCUCUGGAGCUGGAAUCUUUGCCCGACACUCGAUUGGAGGGCGUCCUGGAAAGCCAUGGUGUUGAAUUUCAAUCACAGAAAACAUGUGUUCUGAAUGAUUUACAGACACGUUUCAAGGACAAAAGUAAUCAGUAUACCACAAGGAAACAAGGAGAAAAUAAAAUCUCACCCCCUGAUUCUACUGAAAUAUUUGCAAAUAUUGUCAGAGAUGAAAUGAAGGUAAUUUGUGAUCCAUCCAAACAGGAGGAUGCAACAGAGGUUGUUUAUGGACUAAUUAAAGAGCUGUCUAAUCUCAACCGAUUGAUCAUGAGUACACACAGAGAUCUGGAUUCCUUCAAGAGACUGAAGUCUCGGAGAAACAAACAACAUGGGAGGCUCCUAUCCCACAACAUGAACAAUAUGACAAAUAUGUCUUGUGCAGUGAAAAAGAAGAGAGAAUUACAGUAUAACGUGUAGAUUCUGUUAUUCCUUCAGUAUUUAUAAGAAUGUUUGCUCUACUUUUGGCAGUUUUCCUUAGCUAUGUCAGCCUAUCAGGAGGGGCGGUAUUU
This is a messenger RNA of Ahaetulla prasina, 3809 nucleotides long. RefSeq names its product break repair meiotic recombinase recruitment factor 1 (gene BRME1). Gene Ontology annotation, biological process: double-strand break repair involved in meiotic recombination. The record is from RefSeq and is a predicted model, not a curated record. Bases 1645 to 3717 code for a protein of 690 amino acids. The transcript has 9 exons. NCBI's taxonomy places the organism in Eukaryota, Metazoa, Chordata, Lepidosauria, Squamata, Colubridae.